Messenger RNA from Macrosteles quadrilineatus (aster leafhopper), 1844 nucleotides. Its product is annotated as zinc finger protein 90-like. The record is from RefSeq and is a predicted model, not a curated record. Gene Ontology annotation, cellular component: nucleus. Lineage: Eukaryota; Metazoa; Arthropoda; Insecta; Hemiptera; Cicadellidae. The transcript is spliced from 3 exons. Gene Ontology annotation, biological process: regulation of transcription by RNA polymerase II. Gene Ontology annotation, molecular function: DNA-binding transcription factor activity, RNA polymerase II-specific; RNA polymerase II transcription regulatory region sequence-specific DNA binding; zinc ion binding. Bases 131 to 1489 code for a protein of 452 amino acids.
UAUACCUAACUUAGUUAUAAUGCUUGUUAUUUUCUCAUGAAACUUAUAAAAGGGAUUGAAUUUGCCUAGUUCCAUCAUCCCAUCUUGUUUUAAAGACUAUCAGGGUUUACUUAGUACAUUAACCACUAUCAUGGAUAACCUGGAUUAUAAGAAAAUGUGCAGAUUGUGCCUAAGCAAAGACUGCACUUUAACAAAAAUAUUUUCUGAAAAUGAUUCAGCUCCUUUUACUGACUCAUUAUCACAAUUAAUUAUUGAUUGUGUUGGGAUUGAGGUUGAACCUGGUGAAAACCUGCCGGAUAAAAUAUGCAACGUCUGCAUAGAUGAGCUAAAACGAUGGCAAAGAUUUAAAAAGCUCUGUGAAUUGUCUAAUGAAGAAUUGAUUACAGGAAUGCCUCCUCUCCCAGACGAGGUUUUAGAAAAGAAUUUACAGAGCAAAAGUGACAACUUGGAAACAUCAUCUGAUUUUGGCUUGGGAGACGUGAGUUUGCUUGAACACGAUUCACUGUUCAAUAGCAUAGAUGGCUUCAAAGACGGAAAUAUAGUUGGCAAUGAUUUAAUCACUAGCAAACCAUUCUCGAGCUUAAAUAACAACUGUGAAAACAUUGGCAAUUGGAAUAAAAGGGAAGAGCAGUUGGAAAAUGAAGCAGAGGAUACAGUUCUAAGAGAAAAUAAGAGGAGCAAAUGGAGAGAAAAAUAUUCAAGGAUCUAUUUGAAAAAGUACAAUUGCGAGUUGUGCUCUAAUGUUUUCUCCAAAUUCAGCCAACUACUGCAACACGAUCGAGUCGAUCAUAAGGAUACAGAUAAGACUGUGGCGUGUGAUAAGUGUGGAAAGUUAUUUAUCUCCAAACAUAGGUUGGAAACUCAUCACCGAAUGAAGCACGGUGACAAGAUAUACGAAUGUGAUAUAUGCGGGCUCAAAAGUGUCUCUGAGAAAUCGUUGAAAGUUCACAAGACCCGACACAGCAAACGUUUCAUCUGUGACGUUUGUGGCCUCGUUACCAACUCCAACAGGAGUUUACAGGACCACAAACUUGCACAUAUGGAUGCACAAAGUAGACCUGUAUAUGUCUGUGACAUUUGUCAUCGAACAUUCAAAAACAAACAAUGGUUUGACACUCACAUGUUAACGCACACGACGGACAAAACCGAGUGGAAGUGUAAGGAGUGUGAUAAAGAGUUCAAGAAUCUGCAGAGUUUCAACAGACAUAAAAGUGCACAUUCGGAUGAAAAGACAGCUGUUUGUGAAGAGUGUGGUGCGGUUUUGAAAAAUAAAAUGACCCUCUAUAUACACAAACUGAAACACAAGGAAAAACAACACAUGUGCCAGCUCUGUGAUAAACUUUUCCAAACAAAAAAUCUUUUGAAUAGACAUAUGACAGUUCAUCUAAACCCAUCACAUCGUUGUUCUAUUUGUAACAGGGUUUUCAGUAGGAAUGACAUUUUAAAGAAACAUCUUAAAACACACCAUAAAACUAUUGCAAGCCAAUGAAAAAACCUUACACAAUAAAGUAAAACGUAAAACACUAUCCAAGGAAAAAAUGACAAUAUUGGAUUCUUGUUAAUAAGUUUUUACAAAAUAAACAGCACUGUAAAAAAACUUGUUAACUUGUAAUAUACCCUGAAAUAUUACGUAGCUUAGCAUUAUAAAAACACCAAACAUAUUUGACUGAUUGAAAACAACCUUUUCUAUGACUUUAUUUUGUACCGUACCUUUAAAUAGACUAUGCAAAAGAAGGCAAAUGUUUAAUUAAAAAGACGUCAAAUAUAUUUUUUUGAAAUGUUUAUUUAGUAAAAUACACAAUGGUUUGACAAAAGCUGAUGAUGAUACAAUAAUUAAAUUAAAA